Fusarium venenatum is the source of this 978-nucleotide messenger RNA. RefSeq names its product S-adenosyl-L-methionine-dependent methyltransferase. Lineage: Eukaryota; Fungi; Ascomycota; Sordariomycetes; Hypocreales; Nectriaceae. The record is from RefSeq and is a predicted model, not a curated record. Gene Ontology annotation, molecular function: methyltransferase activity.
AUGGCUGAUGAACAGAUUGCCGUAGACCCCGACUUUGACUCCGCUCUCGAUGUUCCCCUUGAAGAGCCAUCAACAUCGUCGCUUCGAUCCAGUCUCCUGCAGUUUGCACAGGAGAACGGUCGUACUUACCACAAGCUCAGUGAAGGGAAAUAUGCUUUCCCAAACGAUGAUGCGGAGAAUGAUAGGUUAGAUCUUCAAGAUAACCUGUACCUUAUCACGUUAGAUGGGAAGAGGGCCCUUAACCCUGGAGCCGACAAUGCAAAGAGAGUGUUGGACAUGGGCACUGGAACUGGUCUCUGGGCACUCGAAUUCGCCGAUGAGCAUCCAGCUGCAGAGGUUAUCGGUGUAGACCUCAGUCCGAUUCAACCACCAUUCGUGCCUCCUAACUGUACCUUCGAAAUCGAUGACCUCGAAAAAGAGUGGACAUGGAAGCAACCCUUCGACUUUAUCUUUUGUCGCAUGAUGACGGGAAGCUUCAGUGAUCCACAAGCCAUGGCUCACAAGGCUUAUGAAGGUCUUAGCCCAGGUGGUUGGUACGAGAUUCAAGAUAUCCAAAUCCCUGCAUUCUGUGAUGACGGUACCCUGGAUGUCAAGACAUCACCCACCCUAAAAUGGCAACAGGGUCUCAUCGAGGGCUCCCGGAUGCUUGGCCGUCCUCUUGGCGAAUCCGAUAAGUACAAGUCGAUCGUCGAGAAAGCCGGCUUCGAGAACGUCGUGGAGACCAUCUACCGCUGGCCAACUAGCAGCUGGCCCAAAGAUGCCAAGCUUAAAGAGCUCGGAAAGUGGAACCUUGUCAAUUUCGAUGCAGGUCUUGAGGGUGUCAGUCUUGCUCUGUUUACCAGAGUUCUGGGUUGGUCCAAGGAAGAUAUUCUGAGACUUUGUGCGGAUGUGAGGAAGGAGCUAAGGAACCCAAAGGUUCAUGGGUAUUGGAAGAUCUAUAUCGUCUACGGACAGAAGCCUGGAGGGAAGAAGGAAUGA